AUGAAUCCACCAUCAGGUGGACGAUCAACUUCAAGAUUUGUGCGCGGAAGAGCGCGCGGCGGCGGUGGCUAUCGUCCAUAUUUCUAUUUUCGUCGCAAUGGCCGCGUUAUACCUGCUGGUGGCAAUCGUCAACCGGGUGCAGAGCAAGCUUCAGUUCCAAUGGGUGCUCCACAGCCCCGUGGGUGGAGUCGUAGUCGGUCCGGGGGCGAUGCAGCGAGAAAGCGAACGUCAAAUUCGGCAAUGGAUUGUAGUUACUUGCGCCCUGAUAACUAUGCUGCUCCAGAGGAUGCGCUGGAAGUGCGCAGUCUACUUGUCGACAAUCCACGAGCUUAUCCCGGUUGGCGCCUGUACUUUUUGCGUGAGGAGUACGUAGCCGACAGCGACCUGGCCAAGCGAAUUAUUGCUGUGGAGGCGCACUACCAGCGUAAUCCGCAAAUAUAUGAUGCGGCUCGCAUUCGGCAACGCGGCUACUUUCAGCUCUUAGCUCCGGGAAUAGUUCAAGACGAACAACUCAAGGCAGUGUGGCCAACGCUGACAGAAGAUUUGCAAAGGCAGCCGCUACGUACACUCUCCACAAUAGGUGUGGCCAUGCACACAGUGGUCGUUAACAAUGGCCUGGAUGCUGCCGAAGAAGCUUUGGACAGCAUACUGCCUUUGGGAACCACUAAAGAUAUGUAUGUGCCGCGCACCGAACGCACACGUAAGAUUUACGCGCGUCCCGAAGACUUUGUGCCCGUCGAGCUGGUUAGUAGCAUUACACAUGCGCGCGUUGACAGCCUGUUUGCGGUGCGUGGCAUAGUGAGCAGCGUUGGUGAACCCACAUUGGGCCUAGCCUGGCAAGCAUUUCGCUGUACACGUUGCCGUACAGAGCAGACGCUGCGUCAGCGAAGCAACUACACGCCGCGUCCGUAUCACUGUCUGAAGCCACGGUGCGGUGCCAAGGACAAUUUUCUGGCGCUGCGCAGCUCGCCGUUUACGCGUCUCUCAGUGCGGCAGAUCAUACGGCUGGAGGAGUCCAGUCUUGCCCUGCUGACGGACUAUGACAGCACGCUGCCUGGUGAACUAGACAUAGAGCUACGUCACGAUCUAGUUGAUGCUGUGCACGUGGGGCAGGAGAUUAUAGUCACGGGCGUCGUAAAGUUGCGCGAGCUGUGCGACAACAGCGAACAGCCGUCGACUUCUGUUGGAGCAGCAACAACAACAUCCAGUGGAGAUUUGCAGGUGUAUUUACGCGCUUGCAGCGUGCAGCAGGCGCGGCACGUAAAGCUUGAAUUUAGCGAACGUGAUUUAGAGGCUAUUUCCACGAUAAACACGGAGCCCAAUUGCUUUAAGCUGCUGGUGCAAUCGCUGGCGCCGGAGUUGCACGGUCACGAGUUGGCCAAGGCCGCCUGCUUGUUGUCGGUGCUCGGCGACAACAUUAAUGUGCUACUGGUCGGUGAUCCGGGAAUUGGCAAAUCCAUGCUGCUGCAGAACUGUGCACAGAUCACUGAACGUGGCGCUCACGUAAGCGGCAAACGUGGUGCCCAAGCAGCCAAUCAAUUGGGCAUCAGCUUUUGCGGACGCAACAAGCGGGUCAUGGAUGCGGGCGCACUACUCAUGGCCGGCACAGCAGGUACUUGCCUUGUGGACGGUGUGGAUAAGUUGGCCUCCAAGCAGACGUUGCUGCUUCAGUGCAUGCAAGCCGGACUGCUGAAUAUGCCGUUACCGGGCCUCUUUGCCUCCUUUGAAGCACAACCCGCGAUUAUUGCCUGCGCCAAUCCGCAGCGUGGGCAGUACGACCAGGCGCGUUAUUUGCUGCAGAAUAUUCGCAUCACUUCGGCUCUGCUCAAGGAGUUUCAUCUGGUCUAUGUGCUGCUGGACAGACAAUCGACCACGCGCGAUAAAUCCCUGACGGAGCAUGUGCGUGCCCUCCACGCCGGCUCCAAAAGGCGCGAGCAGAUUGCCGCACGCUAUGCACUGAAGCCCAAGAAGAGCGAAUCCGUGUGUGAGGCAACCUUUCAUGAUGCGCCCGUUGCGCCAGUUGCGCCUGUCGUGCCGAAGGAUGAUAAGGAUAGCAUUAUGCAGCAGGAUUAUGAUCUGGAUAAGCGCUUGGAGUGUGAUGUGCUGGAGCCUGAAUUGGAUCUGCUGCCGCCCAUAUUGAUGAAGAAAUUCAUUGCCUAUGCGCGCCAAAAUGUCAAGCCGCUGCUCAGCGAUGAGGCCGCCAAUGUCAUCAAGUGGCAUUUCAUGGAGCUGUGCCGUCGCAGCGAGCUGGAGCACGAGCAGAGUCAGAUUGGCAUGGGCCAGCUGCUCGGCUUGAUUAGCCUUUCGCAGGCACGUGCCCGCUUGGAUCUGUCCAGCGUUGUAACGCCGCUGCACGUGCGCGAUGUGAUUGCUGUGCUGACGGAGAGUAUGGCGCAGACACGUCUCGCCACCGCUGAAACAGCUGCCCCAAGUAGUUCCGGCAAAAGUUCACAGCUUCAGAGUUUUGUACACAUGAUGCAGUUGCGCUCGGCUGCACUGGGUCGGCGCAUCUUUGAGUUCGAGGAGCUGAAAGAUAUGGGCACGCGUGCGGGCAUCAUGACGGGCAUCACAAAGUUGGUGGAGAUUGCCAACAUAGGCGGCUAUUUGCUCAAGAAGGGCGCAAACAUGUACGAAGUGGUGCCCGACUAAGCAAAUAUCUAUGUAAAUAUUUUAACAAUGUUGUUGUUAAACUAAUACAUUAAGUUGGUUUUAAGUUUCGCGAAGUCAAGAAUCAUGUUUAGCCAAGUACCAUAUUUAAUUUCAAUCAGUUUAA
Drosophila novamexicana is the source of this 2773-nucleotide messenger RNA. It is a transcript of the gene rec, whose product is annotated as DNA replication licensing factor REC. Gene Ontology annotation, cellular component: MCM complex; nucleus. The coding region runs from base 1 to 2649 and encodes 882 amino acids. Gene Ontology annotation, molecular function: single-stranded DNA helicase activity; ATP binding; single-stranded DNA binding. The transcript has 2 exons. Lineage: Eukaryota; Metazoa; Arthropoda; Insecta; Diptera; Drosophilidae. The record is from RefSeq and is a predicted model, not a curated record.